This is a messenger RNA of Sorghum bicolor (sorghum), 3719 nucleotides long. RefSeq names its product putative disease resistance protein RGA3. Gene Ontology annotation, molecular function: ADP binding. Gene Ontology annotation, biological process: defense response to other organism. NCBI's taxonomy places the organism in Eukaryota, Viridiplantae, Streptophyta, Magnoliopsida, Poales, Poaceae. The record is from RefSeq and is a predicted model, not a curated record. The transcript has 4 exons. Bases 654 to 3719 code for a protein of 1021 amino acids.
UUCUUGCAAGGUGCUGCAGCUUUUCAGGAUUGGUGUUGAUCGGCACCAUGAAAGACUUUGCAUAGUUGACCCUAAGACCAGUUGAGUCACCAAAGGAUUGUAGGAGAGCUUUUAAGGUCCAUAGUUGUCUGCCACAGGCUUUUUGAGACUGGCGAACAGUAUUUUGACUCCGCGUCUCCGCGGCGGGUUCAUCGAUGCUAUUCGAGACUGGACAUCUGACCGACCCACCUACACCUACAGUUGCUGCCCUGGCCCUGCCCUUGCUUAGCAACUUCACAAGGAAUAAGCGUCACAAGACUAGCGGCAGCAGCCAGCAGGCAGAGAGGCUCAAGCAGUUGCGCCUUGUUUCCUUGUGCAGCAGAUCCAGUUCCGAUUUGCCUGCGCGCACACCUUGGUUGGUAUUUUGGAGAUGCCAGAGGCAAAAGCAGCAGCAUAUCUCGUCUGAGAUCCAGCGCCUUCCGCUCCUGCUGCUUAGUGCUUACACCAGUAAUUUCAGACUCUUCAGAGGGAUAAGAAGGCUCUAAAGCUCUGGCUGCAAAUUAAUUAAGAAGCACUUCAUCAGCAUUCAACAAUCAAGAGGCUACAAGUGUCGGCUACAUUUGUUUGCGCAGGAAAUCUGGGCGAAAGAAGGUGCUCACAGAAACGUGGUUGGUAUGGAAGCUGCUGCAGUGUCUGCAGCAGUAUCUGGAACGUUGAAGCUUGUGUGCAACAAGUUAGCUCCACUGGUCACCAAAGAGUAUAGCUCUAUAGUGGGUGUGAAAGAGGACCUCCGGGAACUCCAAGAUCUAGCUCAGGAGAUCACUAGCCGGCUGGAAGCAGCAGAAGACAGAUCUAUAGGGGAUGCUCCAUUUCUGAAAAAGUUGAAAGAAGCUGUUUAUGAGGUUGAUGAUGUUGUGGAUGAGUUCCAACUGAAGGCUGAAAAACAAGAAGCUGAUGGUGAUGGUGGUUUUGUGUCCAGAUACCUGUGCACAAAACCAAAAUCACUUGUAUUUCAAUGCAAGGCUGCCAAAAAGAUAAAGAAAAUCAAGAAGACCUUUGAUGACAUUGCUAAGCAAAUAGCUGUUUUGAAUACAGUUGUUGGCCGUGAUACUAGAAGCUAUAUGAACAAUACAGUUGUGAACAAGGAAACAUUGCCCAUUGUGGAUGAGGCAGCAGUAAUUGGAAGAGAUCAAGAGACGGAUGAUAUAAUAUCUGAGCUGCUAAAGGAUGAUGACCAACAGAGAAUCAAGGUAGUUUCAAUAGUUGGACUUGGUGGCUCCGGGAAAACUACCCUGGCUCAGUUGGUUUUCAAAAAACUUGAAACUAUGGAGAAUAAUAAUUUUACAGCUAAACUAUGGGUUCAUGUGUCACAGGAGAAAUUUCAACUUGGAAAAAUUCUCAAGAAGCUAUUUGAAGCUAUUUCUGAUGAGAGAUCCGAAGGACUUCCCUUGAUGAAUAUCGUCAAUAGAAUAUCAGACAGGUUGGCCAACAGGAGGUUUCUGCUUGUAUUGGAUGAUGUUUGGGUUGAAGACUGUAAUAAAUGGCAACAGUUAAUGGUAUAUUUGAAGAAUGGCUCGUCAGGAAGCAGGAUUCUACUCACUACUCGUAGUAGAAAUGUUGCUACAACAGUCGAGUCGACAGCAGUAAUUGACUUGCCAUUGUUAUCUAAGGAUUACAGCUGGCAAGUGUUUCAGCAAAGCUUCGGCAAUGCUGUGAAAGAUUUGGACUCUGAAUUUCAAGAAGUUGGGAAAGAGAUUGUGAACAAGUGUGGUGGGUUGCCGCUACCAAUUAAAGUUCUUGCAGGCGUUCUCCGUGACAAGAAACGAGUAGAACAAUGGCGUGCCAUAAAAGAUAAUAAUUUAUUAGAUGUCGAUGAUAAAGAACGUCAAGUAUCUGCUUGCUUGCGGUUGAGCUAUUUUAACUUGCCAUCUCAUCUAAGGCAGUGUUUCACAAUAUGUUCAAUUUUUCCCAAAGGUCACUUGAUUGAUAAAGACCAAUUGAUUGCUCAUGAUAUGAUCCCAGAAAGCAGUGUUAACUACUUGGAAUAUAUUGGUGAUGACUACUUUAAUCAUCUUGUGCAAAUGUAUUUCAUACAAGAUGUGAAGGAAACAUGGGAUGGAAGAGUAAGGUGUAAGAUGCAUGAUUUGGUGCAUGAUCUUGCCCGAUUCAUUUUGGGUGAUGAGAUUUCACUUGCUGUGCCAGAGAAGGCAACCAAUUUCACAAAGACUUGCAGGUAUUUUUCUAUGAUGGAACAGACAAGACAUAUUCCACCCAAAAAUACAUUUCAAAAGGCACGUGCUAUGUAUAUUGCUAAAAAUGAUAGUUUCAUAUUUGGAAAGGCAUUGAAGAAUGCAAAACACUUACGCAGUUUCACUGUGGAAGAUAUGCAUACAUCUGCACUGACAGCCAUACUACAGACCAAAAAUCUAAGAGCCGUACUACAGACCAAAAAUCUAAGGUACCUUAACAUUUCAGAAUUGAAACAUGAAACACUUCCUGAGGUUAUUUCAGAAAUUUGGAGUCUGCAAGCUCUUCAUGUAACAUCAAGUGACCUUGUCAAGUUACCUGAAUCCAUUGGUAAGCUGCAGAAGUUGAGAGUGGUCAACUUUUCAUACAGUCGGAGUCUAACAGGUUUGCCAGAUUCUAUUGGCAACUGUGCCAUGAUUUCUAGCAUAGACCUUUCUAGUUGUCUGAAAGUUGCAACUUUACCAAGCUCUAUCAGCAGAAAUAGAAGGCUAAGGGUAUUGAGGCUAGGUCAUACCAUAAUUGAGAUGCUACCAUCAAGUAUCACCACACUGGAAAAUCUGGAGUGUUUGGACCUUCAGUACUGUUCUAGGUUGGCUGAGUUGCCUGCAGGCAUAGGGAACUUGAAGAAGCUUGUUGUUCUGAACCUGAAAGAAUGUGAAAAGUUACGAGCCAUUCCAAAAGGGAUUGCACAGCUUACUCGACUUGAAACGUUGGGACUAUUUGUUAUGGGAGAGGAUAAUGAAAAUUAUGCACAAAUAUCAGAUCUUGAAAACAUUAAUAAGAUUAGUGGGGAACUAACUAUUUGUGGCAUUGCACAUGGCACAGACCCAGAUGUUGAACACAAGGAAUGGUUGAAGCAGAAGACAAACUUACAGAACCUGAGACUAGAUUGUGCAAGGGAUGUGGGGGUGAACUCUGAAAAUCAGCUAGACGGGUUGGAACCACCGCCUGGAAUUAAAAACCUCAAAAUUGUCCAUUAUUCAGGUCAGGAAUCCACAAAGUGGAUGUUUCGUUUCCGACUAUUGAGCAGGUUGAUACUAUCAGAUUUCCCAAAAUUAGAGCGUUUGGAGGGGCUAACAGAGUUGCCUUGUUUGGAAACGCUUGUGCUCGAAGAAAUGGCUGCUCUUAAAAGCAUAAGCGGAGGUCCAUUUCCUUCACUGUCUGUGAUAUAUAUGUAUGGAAUGCCAAAUUUGGGUGUAGUUUGGAUGGUAACAGAGGGAAGCUUGGCUGACGUGGAAGAGGGGCAACUGCAGAUUGGUGAUCAUCUAUCAGUUCUAAGAAUAUUUGAUUGUCCCAAACUGAUGGUGAUGCCAUACUUUCCUUGGUCGCUGAAGCGCCUGCGUUUGGCUAGGAGCAACGUGCAGCUGCUGGGACUGCCAGGCCUAGGCCAAGGAUCCUCAUUGCCUUCAAGUAGUGCAGGAUUGUCUUCUUUUAGUUUCAGCCGCCUAAAGGAGCUUGAACUAUAUAUGCCACCACCAGCAAAAGCAGGAUAG